AACUUGAAAGAGAAGGAUACCUACUUCAUUAUAGGAAUGGUGACCAAGACGGACUUCACCCUACAGGAGGUAGCACUUAGGGACGGGAAAAAUGGCAACCCAACGUGGAUUAUCAUUCGUGAUUCGGUGUACGAUGUGACGGAUUAUUUAAACGAGCACCCUGGCGGUGGUGAGUUAAUAUCAGAUUUCGCUGGAAGGAAUGGAACCAAAGACUUUGACGAUUUCGGCCACUCCUCUACAGCAAUGGAUCUACUUAAGAAAUUUAAAAUUGGAGAACUGAAUGAGAGUGAUCGUGCUAAAGCUAAGAAGAAAGGCACCGAACGUGUCCCAGACGACGAAUCCAUCCUUCCGGAUAAGCAAAGAAGUAAACGACGAAAGUUUAUUUUCUGCGGUUGAUCCAAAGAACUAGGGUUAAAAUUAGUAAUGAUAACAUUCAGGAUCCAUAUUCAUAUCAUAUACUGUUAGGAAUUAGUUAAACAAAUUAAUUUAAAAAUAACCCCCUGAAAGCUACUUUGUGCUAUGAAAACUAAUUGAAAAUACAUAAUUCUAAACUGUUUAUAUACCUUACCUCAUAUUGUUGCGGUUUCCGAUUAAAACUCAGCUCACUAAGCUUUACUACGUUAAUGGAUUCGGCCACUUAAUUUUGGGCCGCCACUUUCCAGUUUCUCUCCUCAUGAAAACGCAAGUUGUCCGAAUCUUUUAUUGACAUUCUCCGGGGUUAGAAAGAACAAAUCAAACACACUUGUUUCUAUAGGGAUGCAAACAGAAGAAACUACAUUUUUCCAAAACAAUCACAAAUACAGAAUGAUGUUCCUUCUACGUAAUCAUGAAAUAAAUCGGUC
This is a messenger RNA of Malaya genurostris, 842 nucleotides long. RefSeq names its product cytochrome b5. The transcript has 3 exons. Gene Ontology annotation, cellular component: intracellular membrane-bounded organelle; membrane. NCBI's taxonomy places the organism in Eukaryota, Metazoa, Arthropoda, Insecta, Diptera, Culicidae. The record is from RefSeq and is a predicted model, not a curated record. The coding region runs from base 37 to 396 and encodes 119 amino acids. Gene Ontology annotation, molecular function: heme binding.